Molecule: messenger RNA, 669 nt
Organism: Cornus florida
Lineage: Eukaryota; Viridiplantae; Streptophyta; Magnoliopsida; Cornales; Cornaceae
Product: probable cysteine protease RD21B
Exons: 4
Coding region: 1-645 (214 amino acids)
Cellular component (GO): lysosome
Molecular function (GO): cysteine-type endopeptidase activity
Source: RefSeq, a predicted model, not a curated record
AUGGGGAACGACUCUUCUCGAGGGAGUUGUUGGGCGUUCUCAUCUAUUGCGGCUGUUGAGGGGAUAAACAAGAUAGUGACCGGAGAUUUGAUCUCACUCUCGGAGCAAGAGUUGGUGGACUGUGAUACAGUAGGUUCUAACGGAUGUGAUGGGGGUACCUCGGACUAUGCAUUUGGGUUCAUCAUUGAGAAUGGUGGAAUUAAUACCGAGAAGAAUUACCCUUAUAAUGGUACACAAGGAGUGUGCGACCACAACAAGAAAAAUGAAAAGGUUGUCUCAAUUGAUAGUUAUGAAGACCUUCCUCCAAAUAACGAGUUGGCAUUGCAAAAGGCAGUGGCAAGUCAACCAGUGAGUGUUGCUAUUGAUGCCAGUGCGGCCGAAUUCAACUUCUACGAAUCCGGUGUAUUCACGGCAAGUUGUGGGACAGAGCUAAGCCAUGGUGUGGCUGUAGUUGGAUACGGGACAGAAAAUGGCGUGGACUAUUGGAUUGUGAGGAACUCUUGGGGCACAGGAUGGGGAGAGAAGGGCUACAUAAGGAUGGAGCGUAACAUAGCUAAUUCACCAACAGGCAAAUGUGGAAUCACGAUGCAAGCUUCUUACCCCAUCAAGAAUGACCAGAAUCCUCCCAACCAUACCCCAUCUUAGCGGGCAUUUGGGAGUGGAAAGAGC